AUGCAUCUUGUAUAUAAAUAUCAAAAAGUUGAUUCAAAUACUAGAAUCAAAGUUUUAAUAUCAUUGACAAAUGAUUCUGUUAAUUUAGAUAAUAAUACAGUCUCAACAUCAACUAUGGCAAAUAAAAAACAAAAAUUGGAAAAUAGUAUUAAUAUUGAUA
Molecule: messenger RNA, 160 nt
Organism: Cetraspora pellucida
Lineage: Eukaryota; Fungi; Glomeromycota; Glomeromycetes; Diversisporales; Gigasporaceae
Source: the annotation of a GenBank genome assembly